Messenger RNA from Olea europaea var. sylvestris, 2113 nucleotides. Its product is annotated as exocyst complex component EXO70A1-like. The transcript has a single exon. The record is from RefSeq and is a predicted model, not a curated record. NCBI's taxonomy places the organism in Eukaryota, Viridiplantae, Streptophyta, Magnoliopsida, Lamiales, Oleaceae. Gene Ontology annotation, biological process: exocytosis. The annotation marks the transcript as partial. Gene Ontology annotation, molecular function: phosphatidylinositol-4,5-bisphosphate binding. Gene Ontology annotation, cellular component: exocyst.
AAAGAACUUCACGAAGUUAAUUCAUGCUCCUCCUCCGCCCUUCAGAUCGCCAUGGCUCGGCUUGAAGACGAGUUUCGUAACAUCCUCCUUUCAAAUACUUAUCCAAUUGAAAAUGAGUCACUCACCGAGUUCAGUAACUCGUCCACGCAUCAUUCAAUAAGUUCUACUUCGGAAGGCAGUGAGUUUAUUAGCUCGAACUCGGAGGAAGUGGAAUUUAAGGACGAUAUUGAGGGGAGUCUUGUUAAACAGUUGGAGCAUCUAGAGAGCACUAGUAGCUGUACAAGCUCUAGUUACAAGUCUACGAGUAGUAUUCGGGAGGUAGAUCUCGUACCAACUGAAACUAUCUACGAUCUGCGUUGUAUAGCGGAGCGAAUGAUUGCUGCCGGGUACUUGAGGGAGUGUAUUCAGGUAUACGGAAGCGUACGAAAAUCUGCUGUGGACGCGAGCCUCAAGAAGCUAGGAAUCGAGAAAUUGAGCAUCGGGGAUAUACAGAGGCUUGAGUGGGAGAUUCUGGAGACGAAGAUCCGGAGGUGGAUUCGAGCUUCGAAAAUCUGUGUUCGGGUUCUUUUUGCGAGUGAGAAGAUGCAGUGCAAGCAAAUAUUUGAAGGUUUGGGUACUUCUACUGAUGAUGCUUGUUUUAUGGAAACCAUUAAAGGUCCUGCAGCUCAGUUGUUUAAUUUUGCGGAAGCAAUUAGUAUUAGUAGAAGAUCACCUGAGAAAUUGUUUAAGAUGUUGGAUCUUCAUGAUGCUUUGUCUGAUUUAUUGCCUGAUAUUGAAAUUGUAUUCGAGUCGAAAUCCACCGAAUCGAUUAGGGUCGGGGCGGUUGAGAUAUUGUCUAGGUUGGCCGAGGCCUCGAGAGGGAUACUAUCAGAAUUUGAGAAUAGGGUUCUUCAGGAGCCAUCAAGAGUUCAGGUGCCAGGAGGGACUCUUCAUCCCUUGACUAGAUAUGUGAUGAAUUAUAUUAGUUUGAUAUCGGAUUAUAAGCAGACUUUGCUUGAAUUAAUUGUAUCUAAGCCCUCGACUGGUUCGAGAUACUCAGGGGAUAUGAACAUGCCAGAUAUGGAUUUCUUGGAGUUUGAGGGAGAGGUAACCCCAUUGUCUCUUCAUUUGAUUUGGAUAAUUGUGAUUUUGCAGUUUAAUUUGGAGGAUAAAUCUAAGCAUUAUAAGGAUGCAUCCUUAUCUCACUUGUUUAUCAUGAAUAAUGUUCAUUAUAUUGUUCAAAAGAUAAAAGGGUCGCCUGAGUUGAGGGAGAUGAUUGGGGACGAGUAUCUGAAAAAGUUGACUGGGAAAUACCGGUUAGCCGCGACUAGUUACCAGCGGUCGACCUUAAUGAAGGUCUUGUAUUGCUUGAGAGAUGAGGGACUGCAUGUGAGUGGGAGUUUUUCAUCUGGUGUGUCCAAGAGUGCUUUGAGAGAGAGGUUUAAGGCGUUCAAUGGUAUGUUUGAGGAGGUGCACAAGACUCAGGCCACUUGGAUGGUACCCGACCCUCAGCUCCGCGAGGAGCUUAGGAUUUCCAUAGCCGAUAAGGUUAUUCCGGCUUAUAGAUCUUUUCUUGGACGAUUUGGAUGCCAUAUUGAGAGUGGAAGGCACCCGGAGAAUUACAUCAAAUACUCGGUAGAGGACCUUGAGAAUGCAGUCCUGGAUUUCUUUGAGGGACACCCGGUGUCCCUUCAAUUAAGGAGAUCUCAAUAAGCGGAAUGAAAUUGAGUUUUCCCCCUUACCGUGUAGGAAAUCAUUCUUUGUAUUCUUUGUGGAGCGUCCAGGAGGAGGUUCUGGUUUCUUCAAUAUUAGCUGAGGUUGUGAUUCUUUUAAGAGAUCAGCACAUAAAUUUCUCACAGUGGAUAUCAAGCAACAGUAUAACCAAUUCUAACUCUUUUGGGGUAGCCAUUGCUUCUCUUCCUGAAUGCUUCUGCCUGUAAGCAUGUCUUGUUUGUACUUUCUCAGUUUUUAUUUUUGUUUCAUUUGUUUAUAUGACUAUCGUUGUAUUUGUGUUACUUCUUAAAUAUUCACAGUCGAAAUAAUAGAAUUUAGAUGAAUAUUGACGAUUUUAAGCAAUCCCAGAACAAUGUGCUCGGAAAUGUUAAAUCUUAGAAACAAGUAUCUUGUGUGGUUC